GGCCAGUCCUGCGGGACAGUUCGCUCGAGCCCCCGCCGCGAUAACGAAGCACUCCCCUGGCGCCCUCCGCAUGAUGAGGCGGUGAGCGCGGCCGCCGCGCCGCGCAUCCCCCGCGAACAACGGGGGGAUGCCGGCGCUGCUGCGCGCGGCGGCGCUGUUGCUAACCUGCGGGCCUGCGGGCUUCGGCCUCGAGGCCCGCGCCUUCGCUGGGCGCGGCGGGGCUGCGGCGGCGCCGCCGGCCCGCCGGCUGCGACGCCCUGGUGCCGCUGCGAAGCCCAGCGCGGAGGGGGCCGCCCCGACCCCUGCGCCCGCGGGGGCCAGCGCGUCGGCGGACUCCUGGCUUCAGCAGGAGCUGGCUGGCUCACAGGAUUUCCAUGCCACCCAGCCGGAGGGCGAUCAGGGCCUGGAGUUCAAGGUCCUCGCCUCGAGCGAUUCUAUAGUGUCGUCGUCGUCGUCGACGACAGCAGGAGCCUCGCUGAAGGACCAGGUAGCGAUGAUAAACAGCAUGCUCCUGAAUCUCGAGGAGGGCCACGACAUCGAGGCCCUCCGCUGCUGGGACCGCGCCCAGCACCUGCAGCGGGAGGUCGCCCGAACGCAGUCGCUGCUGGAUGAGGAGGAGCGCAUGAUGGCCGACAUCGUCUCCCAGCUCGAGGUGGACGCCUUUAUGCAGGAGAGCGCUGCUCGCGAAGAGGAGGGGCUGCGCCGCAGCCUGCUGGACCACACGCGCGCCUGCGGAGCGAAGCUGGCCGCCGCGCGCAGGGACGUCAAAGGACUGCGCAACGACUCGGCCGCCGUCGCCCUGCAGGCGGGCUCGCUCGCGCUGCUGGGCGGCAGCGCCCGGCAGCGCCUCGCGCUGCUCGUCAGGUGCGAAGGCCGCCGGCUGGGCCCGAUCAUGCUGGGCGCGCGGCCCCCGAGUCCGGGCGGAAUGAGGGCGCUGCUGCAGAGCCCCGGAGUGCAGCGGGAGAUCCAGCACAGCCUCUCGCAGGUCGGGCUCUCGCACGCGAGCAAGUGCAUCCUGGAACGCUCGGUGAACUACGAGGAUGCGGAGUCGGCGAUGAUCGUGUCGCACGCUUCGCUGGAGGACGAGCUGUGGCAGGCCCGCCAGGAGCAGGUCCAGCUCAAGUCGGAGUGCCAGCGGGCGUCCGCUGGCUACAAGGAUCAGAUGAAGAGCUUGACCCUCCGCCACGCGCAGCUGCAGGCUCGGGUCGCGCUGGCCACCUCGCAGCGCUCGGCGCUGCAGGACAGCGUGGCGCUGAAGAAGCAGGAGGUGGCGCAGCUGCGAAAGGAGGCCGUCCAAGUGGAGCUCGAGUGCGCGUCCACGCAGAGCGGCUACCACGAGGAUGCGUGCAACUUGCGGCGCGUGCGGGCGGAGUUGCUGCAGGUCACCGGCAUCGAAGUCUCCGAGGAGGAGCUGCAGGACUGCGAGGUGCUCGGUUGGGUACCGGAGCCCUGCUCUGCCCCUUGCGGCGGGGGCGUGCAGCGGCUGAGCCGGACUGUCUCCGUGGAGAACGGCACCUACGGCGCCGCGUGCCCACCCUUGCUGACCCAGGAGGCCUGCAACACGCAGCCCUGCCCGACCCACUGCGAGGUGUCCGACUGGGACGAAUGGAGCUCGUGUACUGCACUUUGCGGCGGUGGCAGCCGGUCCCGCUCGCGGGCGGUGCUGGUGGAAGCCAAGGACGGUGGGGAGCCCUGUCCCCAGCAGACCACCGAGACGGGGGCGUGCGCGCAGGAGGCGUGCGAGGUGGACUGCGUGCUGGGCGACUGGGGCCCCUGGGGGCAGUGCUCCCGCGCCUGCGGCGGCGGCCUCCGGCAGCGCACCCAGCAGGUGGUGCGGCCAGCGGUGGGCGGCGGCUAUUGCCCCUCGGAGCAGCACCUGCGCGACUACGGCAGGUGCAACGACCAGUCCUGCCCAGAGAGUGACGACGUGUCCUUCCGCUGCUCCGCGCGCGUCGACGUGGUGCUGGUGCUGGACGGAGGCGAGGAGGCCGACGGCCAGGAGGGCUUCGAGGAGUCCAAGACCUUCGCCGCCGACCUCCUGCAGAAGCUGCAGCUCAGCGCGCUGGUCGCACGCGCUGCGGUGGUGGUCGCUGGGGCGCCCGUGACCUGGAGGGCGUACCAGGACUGCCUGAACGGGGCCGCGACCUCCUUGCAAGAUUGCGGUGUCAGCGUGGCCGUGCCUUUUCCGCCGAAAGGCAGCACCGUUGACCCCGAGGGCGCCACGAUCGAGGCCAUCGGCGCGCUGCAGUGGCCCAAGGGCCCCGGCAAUAUCGGUGGAGCGCUGUCCCUCGCAGCCACCGAGCUCUUCCGCGAGGGGCGCUACGACGCCCAGUGGGUGGUGCUGGUCGUCUCGCGGUCGCGCCCACUGUCCAUGUCGAAGACUGGGGAGGAAGCUGAAAUGCUCCGCCGGCACGCGCGGUUCAUCUGGGUCGCCGCCACCGCCGGGGGAGCGCUGCGGCGCGAGGCGGCGCAAUGGGUCACGGAGCCCUGCCGCGAUAACUUCCUGGACUCCGACCUGGAGGGCCUGGUGCCCGAGGCGGCCACGCUCGUAUGCCCGGCGAUCGGGCACGCCAGCGUGAACGCCACGGCGCCCACAGGCCUCGGGCCCGCACAAGCGCCCGCCCCGGUGCCGCUGCGGGAACCCUGGCGGCCAGACCAGGCCGCCCAGCAGGUGCGAGCAGCCGUGCCAGCCUUCCCGCGCCCCAGGCCGCUCCGACGCCCAGGCUCGCGCGCACCCGCGCCGCUGCCCGCGCCGCUGCCCGCGCUCGCGGCCGCGGUCGCCGCC
Molecule: messenger RNA, 2785 nt
Organism: Prorocentrum cordatum
Lineage: Eukaryota; Dinophyceae; Prorocentrales; Prorocentraceae
Source: the annotation of a GenBank genome assembly